Messenger RNA from Octopus bimaculoides (California two-spot octopus), 660 nucleotides. Its product is annotated as general transcription factor II-I repeat domain-containing protein 2. The record is from RefSeq and is a predicted model, not a curated record. NCBI's taxonomy places the organism in Eukaryota, Metazoa, Mollusca, Cephalopoda, Octopoda, Octopodidae.
AUGGUUGGCGAAUUAAUAGAAGAAUGUGUUGUAAUUGCUUUUAAUGAAUCUUGCCCCGAGAAGGUGAACUUAUUCAACGAAAUAAGUCUGUCGCAUCAGACGAUUGGUAGAAUCGAUGAUUUAGCUGACAGCAUUAUGGGUAUAUUGCAGACUCAAUUAUCUAAAUGUGUUCAUUACAGUUUAGCAUUAGACAUAUGUACUGAUCAAAGUGACACUGCACAAUUGGUUAUUUUCAUUAGAGGAAUUGAUGUCAAUUUUAAUAUCAUUGAAGGAAUGUUGGGUGUAUGUCAUAUGAAGGGUACAACAACUGGCAGGAACAUGACUGAGCAUGUUAAUUUAUCAUUAGAAAAGUUCAAUGUUGAUAGAAAUAAAAUUAAUUCGAUUGCAACUCAUGCUGCCACUGUAUUAACUGGUAAAAAUAAUGGGUUUAUUACUUUAUUCAAAGAAAUGGUUGAUCAUGAUAUACUUAGCUAUCAUUGCUUGAUUCAUCAACAGCAAUUAUGUGCUCAAAAAUUAAAUAUGAAACAGUUGAUAACAGAUAUUGUGAACGUUGUUAAUUUUAUCAGAUCUUGGUGUUUGGACCAUCGUACAUUCAGAGCAUACUUGGUAGAAGUUGGCAGUGAGUAUAAAGACGUUAUUUAUUUCUCAAAAAUCAGAUGA